AAAAUCCGAAGCAAGCAGUCCGAGGAUAUAAUAAUAUUAUAAAAAAACUAGAGUUGUUGUUCGAAGCCACGAAUAGACUAAAUAAUCUGAAAGCAAGCUCUAAAAACAAAAUUGAGUUUCGCUAUUCGGAGUCCGAAAAAAGUGGAGUUACGCGACAACAAUCUUUCAGAUUAUUUACUUGAAAGGUAAUAGCGAAUCAAGCGUAGGAAACGCUAAGAAUUGUUUCCGGAGAAAAUUCAAAUUAUAUUAGCCAUUUGGAUAACGGAUAACUAUUCAUGUCCAUGUGGUCGUCCAGACAGUGCGGAAAACAAAAUGGUGCAGUGCGAAGAAUGUCUCCGUUACCACCACUUUUCAUGUGCCGACGUCAACGAUAGCAUCGAAGCAGAUGACCGACAUUUCAUAUGCGUGUGUAUGAAAAACCGAGGAGGAACAACCCGAUCAAAAUCUGGUAAAUCAUCAACAUCUAGUAGCCAGGCUGCAAAGCUUGCCUUGGACUUACAGCGUCUAGAGGAAGAAAAACUGAUUCGUGAAAAGGCUGCGCAGGAGAAGGUGAGAAGGGAAGAGGAAUUCCUAAGCAAGAAAUAUGAUCUGUUGUACGCUCAGAUCGACGAACAAGAUGAAGCAGACAGCAUUAAAAGUCGUCGAACAAAUCGUAGUACGCGAAGUGUGCAAAACUGGCUGAAUAAUCAAUCUGUAGCGCUAUGCAGUACUCCAACAACCAAUGGUAAUGUCACGAAAUUUCAACACCGAACUGGGGCAAUAACGAAGCAGCAGACAGGUGUAAGGACAAAGGAAGCCUCCAAUCCACUGUGUGAUUCCAGAGAUGAGGACAAGCGGUUACAAAUGUCACAUUCCAUGAAAAAGAAUCGAUCUCCACAAUGCAAUGGAAGCAGAAUCCCAUGUCUACGGUCGACCUAGUAAUUUCACCCACGCCGAUGGACAGUAUGCAGCAGCUUCAACGUCAAUGCGAUGUAUUAGCAGAAGAAAUGCAGAAGUUCCAGAUAAAAUAUUCGACACAAACAUCACAGAUGCCGGAGAACAGACAGCAGCCAACUCACAAUAACAGCCAGUUAGAAGAGUUCGAUUCCGCCGCGAAAACCCCAUACGCGUUUCAGAGCGUUCCUGUUCCUAUAACCACGAGCAGUUUAUUCCACUCGAAACAACCACCGAUUUCAUCGGUAAGUCAACCAUUUACAUUCGCCUCUACAUCAGCAUGCCAAUUUACCGAUUCGAAAGUGAAUAUUACCGUUCCAAAAGCGAUUCUUAAUCCAACCAAUAUCCCUUGCCCAUCGCAUGUAGCUUCAAAUAGUGAUACCAUAGGUGGACAGAACAGUGCCCCACGAGUUAUUUCAUAUUCUUCAUCCCCCUCCGUGCAUACAGUGAAUAGCUAUUUAUCGCCCAUCGUUUCGCCAUAUAGUUCUGCCCAGAACGAAACUCCACCGCCGAUACAAAUGAAUACUGGACCGAAUUCACAACAUUUAGCUGCUAGACACGUCGUUCCCAAAGAACUACCCAUUUUUUUCGGGCGAUUCUAUCGAUUGGCCACUGUUCCUGAGCUUUUACCAGAAUUCUACUCAGAUGUGCGGAUACACAAACGGAGAAAACUUAAUGCGAUUGCAACGCUAUCUCAGGGGAAAUGCAUUAGAAGCCGUUAGAAGCCAUUUAAUGCAUCCAUCGUCGGUACCGCUAAUUAUAGACACUCUCAAAAUAUUAUUCGGUCGUCCUGAAAUGAUAGUUAAUUCAUUGCUAAGGAAAGUUCGUUCAACUCCGCCACCCAAGAUUGAUAAGCUAGAGACCCUCAUAAAUUUCGGACUUGCUUGUCAGAAUCUCUGUGAACAUUUACGCGCUGCUGAACAACAUGCACAUCUUGCAAAUCCAAUCCUACUUAAGGAACUAGUGGAUAAACUUCCCACUAGCAUAAAACUCGAUUGGUCUUUCUACAAACGACAAUUCAGUGCAGUCGAUCUUGAUACAUUUGGAAAGUUUAUGUCAAACCUCAUAUCUGCAGCGAGUGACGUUGUGUACACCGAACCGCCAAACGAUUCUGCUAAGCAAAACCAAAAAGAGAAAUUGUAUCUGAACACGCAUGCAUCCAGCACAUCAGAUGUAAAAACCGCACAGAAGAUGAGUGUGCCAAAGCCUUGCUGCAUCUGUCAGAUAGAUGGCCAUAAAAUAAGAGAUUGUAGAGUUUUCUUCGAAAUGAAUUUGAACGAUUGUUGGAAAAUAGUACAAGAACGGUUUUUGUGCAGAAGGUGUUUGAAUUCCCAUGGCAAGUUUCCCUGCAAAGCAUCGUAUGUAUGUGGUGUUGAAAAUUGCAUACAACGUCAUCACAAAUUACUCCAUCCGGGAAAACCACAGCUAUUUCCGCAAGUAAGCAUGCCAUCGACAACAACAGGAACAGUUUCACUUCAUCGUAACAUACAACCCUCAACCUUUUUUCGAAUAAUUCCUAUAAUCCUUUAUGCGAAUGGAAAAUCUCUAUACACCUUCGCAUUUUUAGAUGAAGGAUCUUCAACGACGAUUAUGGAAGCACGAAUAGCGGAAAAAUUAGGUCUCGAUGGUGAGAAUCGUCCUCUCUGCCUGAGAUGGACAAACGAUAUAGAAAGAACCGAAGAAUAUUCCCAGAUCGUUAACCUUAAUAUUUCGGGGUGCGAUAUGAAUGCAACACAAUAUAGAUUAAAUCGCGUUUAUACAGUUAACAACUUACGGCUCCCGAAUCAGACGUUGAACUUUGAACAAUUAUGUGAUCAGUUUCCGUACCUCCGUGGGUUACCAGUACGUAGUUACAAAAAUGCAGUUCCAAGCAUUCUCAUUGUCUCGAUAAUACUCAUUUGAAAGUGCCGUUGAGAAGUAGAGAGGGGAAAAUAAAUGAACCGGUUGCUACUAAAAGUAGACUAGGAUGGACAGUCUACGGGAAAAUUGGUGGACCAAUUACAUCUGAUGUCCACCAACAACUUCACAUCUGCGUUUGCGAGCCUAAUAAUGAACUCCAUGAUUUGGUUAAAUAAUU
Molecule: messenger RNA, 3010 nt
Organism: Toxorhynchites rutilus septentrionalis
Lineage: Eukaryota; Metazoa; Arthropoda; Insecta; Diptera; Culicidae
Exons: 2
Coding region: 1579-2835 (418 amino acids)
Source: RefSeq, a predicted model, not a curated record